AAGACUGAGGCGGGCUCUCUGCCGGAGGGGAAGGUGAAGAUCAAACUGGAACAUGACGGGACAGUACUGGACGUAGAUGAGGAUGACGUGGAGAAGGCGAAUCCCCCGUCGUUUGACCGCUCUGAGGACCUGGCCUCGCUGCAGUACCUCAAUGAGUCCAGUGUGAUGCACUCCCUGCGGCAGCGCUAUGGGGGAAACCUCAUCCACACACACGCCGGGCCCAACAUGGUCAUCAUCAAUCCCCUCAGCGCUCCCUCCAUGUACUCAGAGAAGGUGAUGCACAUGUUUAAGGGGUGCAGGAGAGAGGACACGGCACCUCACAUCUACGCGGUGGCCCAGUCGGCCUACAGGAACCUGUUGACCACGCGUCAGGACCAGUCCAUCGUGCUGCUGGGGAAGAGCGGCAGCGGCAAGACCACCAACUGUCAACACCUGGUCCAGUACCUGGUCUCCAUCGCUGGCAGCACCGGAAAGAUCUUCUCUGGAGAGAAGUGGCAGGCAGUAUACACCAUCCUGGAAGCAUUUGGGAACAGCUCCACCUCCAUGAACACCAACGCCAGCCGCUUCUCUCAGAUUGUCUCUCUGGACUUCGACCAGGCUGGCCAGGUGGCCUCCGCAUCCAUACAGACCAUGCUGCUUGAGAAGCUGAGAGUGGCCAAACGGCCAGAGACUGAGUCCACCUUCAACGUCUUCUACUACAUGAUGUCCGGAGCUGACAGCACUCUCAGAACGGAGCUACACUUUAACCACUUUGCAGAGAACAGCGCCUUCGGAAUUGCGCCUCAGUCUAAACCGGAGGACAAACAGAAGUCAUCUCAGCAGUUCACCAAGCUGCAGGCAGCCAUGAAGGUGCUGGGCAUCUCAGUGGAGGAGCAGAGGGCUCUGUGGCUCAUCCUGGGGGCCAUCUACCACCUGGGGGCAGCAGGGGCCACCAAAGAGGCUGACGAAGCUGGCCGUAAGCAGUUUGCCCGUCAUGAGUGGGCCCAGAAGGCAGCCUACCUGCUGGGCUGCACCUUGGAGGAGCUCUCCUCUUCCAUCUUCAAGCACCAGGCCAAGGGGCCCAUGCAGAGGUCCACCUCCUUCCGUGGGGGGCCUGACGAGGCCGGCGCAGGAGACAGCUCAGGCUCUAAGAUCACAGCCCUGGAUUGUUUGGAGGCCAUGGCUUCAGGCCUGUACUCAGAGCUCUUCACCCUCGUUAUCUCCCUUGUCAACAGAGCUCUGAAGUCCAGUCAGCACUCACUGUGCUCUCUGCUCAUCGUGGACACACCGGGUUUCCAGAACCCUCGCAUGGCCAAGCGCCAGCGUGGUGCCACCUUCGAGGAGCUGUGCCACAACUACGCCCAGGAACGCCUGCAGACCCUGUUCCACGAACGCACCUUUGUACAGGAGCUGGAGAGAUAUAAGGAGGAAAACAUAGAGCUUGCAUUAGAUGACAUAGAGUCCAGUACCUCAAUGUCUGUAGCAGCUAUAGACCAAGCAUCUACUCAAGCGCUGGUGCGCACCCUGGCGAGGACAGAUGAGGCUCGAGGUCUGCUGUGGCUGAUGGAGGAGGAGGCUGUGCAGCCAGGGGGCUCUGAGGACACUCUGCUGGAGAGACUCUUCAGUUACUACGGCCCUGACCAGGGGGACAACAAAGGACACGCCCUGCUCCUGAAGAGCGACAAGCCGCAUCACUUCCUGUUGGGCCACAGCCACGGGACAGACUGGGUGGAGUACGAUGCUCAGGGUUGGCUGAGCCACGCCAAGCAGAACCCCGCCUCCCAGAACGCUGCCACUCUGCUGCAGGACUCACAGAAGAAGAACAUCAGCAGUCUGUUCUCUAGUCGUAGUGGAGGGCCCACAGUGCUGUCUGGCUCUAUAGCAGGGUUGGAGGGGGGAUCUCAGCUGGCCCUCCGCAGAGCCACUAGCAUGAGGAAGACCUUCACAACCGGCAUGGCCGCCGUGAAGAAGAAGAGCCUUUGCAUCCAGAUCAAACUGCAAGUGGAUGCUCUGCUGGACACGGUACGCAGGUCCAGAGUUCACUUUGUCCACUGCCUACUGCCCAAGGCAGAUGCGGUGGGGGUGGGUGGGGAGCCGCGCGUGGCCCACGGAGAAAGCUGCGACUCAGGCCUCAUGCAGCUGGAUGUGGGCCUUCUGAGGGCUCAGCUCCGUGGAUCAAAGCUUAUUGACGCUCUGCGCAUCUACAGGCAAGGAUAUCCUGAUCACAUGGUGUUCUCUGAAUUCCGUCGCCGCUUCGAUGUGCUGGCACCCCACCUGACCAAAAAGCACGGGCGCCACUACAUCGUCACAGAUGAGAAGCGGGCUGUGGAGGAGCUGUUGGAGUCUCUGGACUUGGAGAACAGCAGUUACCACAUGGGCCUGAGCAGGGUGUUCUUCAGAGCUGGGACCCUGGCCAAACUGGAGGAGCAGAGGGACGUCCAGACCAGACGCAACAUCACCAUGUUCCAGGCUGCCUGCAGAGGAUAUCUGGCCAGACAGGCCUUCAAGAAGAGGAAGAUCCAGGACCUGGCUAUCCGCUGCAUCCAGAAAAACAUCAAGAAGAACAAGGGCGUGAAGGGCUGGCCCUGGUGGAAGGUGUUCACCACAGUACGCCCCCUUAUAGAGGUCCAGCUCACAGAGGAGCAGAUACGUGGCAAAGACGAGGAGAUCCAGCAGCUGAAAGGGAGGCUGGAGAAGGUGGAGAAGGAGAGGAACGAGCUGAGACUCAACAGUGACCGCCUGGAGAGCCGGAUCACAGAGCUGUCGUCGGAGCUGGCAGACGAGAGGAACACAGGAGAGUCGGCCUCUCAGCUGCUGGAGUCUGAGACCUCAGAGAGACUGAGACUGGAGAAAGACAUGAAGGACCUGCAGACUAAGUUUGACUCGAUGAAGAAGUCUAUGGACUCUAUGGAGAUGGAGGUGAUGGAGACCAGACUCCUCAGAGCCUCCGAGCUCAACGGAGAGAUGGACGACGACGACACAGGGGGAGAGUGGAGACUGAAGUAUGAGAGGGCCAUCAGAGAGAUCGAGUUCACCAAGAAGAGGCUCCAGCAGGAAUUUGAUGACAAGCUGGAGAUGGAGCAGCAGAACAAACGACAGCUGGAGAGGAGGCUAAGUGACCUCCAGGCAGACAAUGAAGAGGUGCAGCGUACGGCCCAGCAGCUGAAGAAGAAGUGUCAGAGAUUGACGGCUGAGCUACAGGACACCAAGCUACAUCUGGAAGGCCAGCAGAGCCGCAACCAUGACCUGGAGAAGAAACAGAGGAAGUUUGACUCAGAGCAGAACCUGUCUCAGGAGGAGGUUCAGAGGGAGAAGAAUAUUAGAGAGAUGCUGAGCAGAGAGAAGGACAUGCUGACUGGAGAGGUGUUCACCCUGCGACAGCAACUGCAGGACAAGGACCUGGAGAUGUGUGCGCAAAAUGUGAAGUUAGAACAGCUGGAGGCGGAGCUGCUGGACCUGUCGUCCCAGGAGACCAAGGAUGAGGCGUCGCUGUCCAAGGUGAAGAAGACGAUGCGUGACCUGGAGGCCAAGGUCAAAGACCAGGAAGAGGAGCUGGAUGAACAGGCCGGAACUAUACAGAUGCUGGAGCAGGCUAAGCUGCGUCUGGAGAUGGAGACAGAGAGACUGCGCCAGACACACUCCAAGGAGAUUGAAAGUAAAGACGAGGAGGUGGAGGAGAUCAGACAGUCCUGCAGUAAGAAGCUGAAGCAGAUAGAAGUCAGGCUGGAGGAGGAGUAUGAUGACAAACAGAAGGUUCUGCGUGAGAGGAGAGAACUGGAGACCAAGCUGCUGUCUUCCCAGGACCAGGUGAACCCCAGAGACGUGGAGUCAGAGAAGAGGCUGAGGAAGGAUCUGAAGCGAACCAAGGCCCUGCUGGCUGAUGCCCAGAUCAUGCUGGACCACAUGAAGAACAACGCCCCUAGCAAGAGAGAGAUUGCCCAGCUCAAAAACCAGCUGGAGGAGUCAGAGUUCACUUGCACGGCAGCAGUGAAGGCCCGUAAAUCUAUGGAGGUGGAGAUUGAGGACUUGCAUGUGCAGAUGGACGACAUCUCCAAAGCCAAACAGGCUCUGGAGGAGCAGUUGAGCAGGCUGCAGAGAGAGAAGAAUGAUCUGCAGUCUCGUAUGGAGGAGGACCAGGAGGAUAUGAACGAGCUCAUGAAGAAGCACAAGUCAGCUGUCUCCCAGUCAACUCAGAACCUAGCCCAGAUCUCUGACCUACAAGCCCAGCUGGAGGAGGCCCUCAAGCAGAAGCAGGAUGUCCAGGAGAAGCUCUCGGCACUGCAGAGCCAGCUGGAGUUCCAGGAGACUUCUAUGGUGGAGAAGUCUCUGGUCAGCAGGCAGGAGGCCAAGAUCCGAGAGAUGGAGACCAAGAUGGAAUUUGAGAAGACGCAGGUCAAACGCUUGGAGAGCCUGGUGGCCCGUCUGAAGGAGAACCUUGAGAAGCUAACAGAGGAGCGGGAUCACCGCAGCACCAGCGAGACCCGGGAGAAGGAGCAGAACAAGCGGCUCCAGAGACAGAUCAGAGAUGUCAAGGAGGAGAUGGGAGAGCUGGCCAAGAAGGAGGGAGAGGCCAGCCGCAAGAAACAUGAGUUGGAAAUGGAUAUUGAAAGCUUGGAGGCAGCCAAUCAGAGCCUGCAGGCGGACCUUAAACUAGCCUUCAAGAGGAUUGGUGACCUCCAGGCUGCCAUCGAAGAUGAGAUGGAGAGUGACGACAACGAGGACCUCAUUAACAGUGAGGGAGACUCAUCUGACUCGGAGGUGGAAGACCGUGUGGACGGGGUCAAGUCCUGGCUGUCCAAAAACAAAGGCUCGACCAAGAACCUCUCAGAUGACGGCAGCCUCAAGAGUGCCAGUCCUCCUAGCCGAAGACGGUUCUGCUUUGACAAAUCUGACGAAGAAGAGGUUGAAAAAGAAGGUGGUGCGUCCCGAGGGUCCUACCGCUCCAGAAACACACGGGGCAGCUACCUGAACAACAGUGACAGCGAAGACAAGCCCUCUGAGACAACAUAGUUCACACACACACACCAGCCAACAAACCCUGCAUGUUGAGAGGGCCCCUGUGGUGCUGUCAUCACACACAACCACUCUACUGUUCUUCUAACCCUGCAACAUGGCAAUGAUACUAUUACUAUCAUUAUUAUUCUACUGUUACAAAGCAGCUUGCAUUGCUAAGGUCUAGAGAAGGUGCCAUAGUACGUCAGUGUACAGUACACAACACUAAUGGUUUCUCUCGCUCUCCACUCCACUGGGCCAACCAUCUCUUAGUGUAUUUCACCAGUCACAUGUGACAAUGUCUCCAUCUUGGAUCUGGCCCCUCCAGUUGAACAGCACCUCCAUUAAUAAUGGCUUGUAUCUCCUGUCUCUGCUGGCUGCAUGAGGACAGCUGCUGCUUGGCUGGCGCCAUCGUCUCCUACUUCCUAGACUCUGUCAUCAUCAUCAUGGUUGUAACUGAGCCAAAGAACUAGCUAUGUUCCCUUGUGUUUUAUCACUGCAUCGGGGGACUAGAAAGACAAAAAUCGAACAAAAAAAGAUGGAGGAAAUAAGUACCAAAAAAAGCCUUUUUUUGCAAGUAGAUGUGUACUUCGUGUUAUUGCUUAUCAAGUAUAUGUGUACACUGUGUUAUUGCUUAUCUGAGUCCUGGUAAAAAGACCAGAGUUUUUUGGGGGGAGAAGUGCCGUUGAUAUACAGUACAUAGGGUCCUCUACAGCUGUGCUUAGAUUCUGGCUGCAGCGCCGUGCCACCCCCUGAAAGAAGACGCUUUCAUCGGCUCAUCUGCUUGUUUUCUAUUGCUUGUUUAAGCAGGAGAAUAAUGUUUCCUAACAGGAAGACAACAGAAGAGAGCUGCAGCACCAAACUGCUUUGUGAUGAAAGUUUAGCCCUUCUCUUCUUUUUUUCUUUUUGUUUUGAUGUUUGAAAGAAGAUCAUUUGUUUUCGAGAGUCCUGCCAUCAAGAAAAUGAAUUUCCAGGAGGUUGGAGCGUAGCAUACCCUAUGAAAUGCCUUGCCUUUUAUUUCAACUUGAAUUGAACUAAGUACUUUGCAGAAAUGCUUUUGGGGUGAGAGUCUUUGGCUCAGCUAUUUUUUUUCUUCUCUGUCGUUGUGGUUGUUGUUCUCAUGCUUUUCACUCGUUUUCUCUCCAUUUGAUGUUUGCUUUCCAAAGGGAACGAUAUUGAACACCAUGCUUUAUGAUGGUUUGCCUUUAGUUUAUAUCUCCUUCAACACCCACAUGUUUUCUUUUUCUGAUAAACCAUACUGGAUUACACAUGGUGAGGAUUUGGGGUCCUCAACCCGCAUGGUAAAUCCUCCUGUGUUGCAUCACCACUCUGUAAACUGGAUAUAAUACAUUCAAAUCCUUUUCAGUGUCUCUGAAGCCUAUUUGUCAUGUAGGAUUCAUCAGUAUUCUGUCCUGAACCAAUGCUACUGUUCAUAACAGAGCAGCAGUUUAACCAGGAAGAUAUUAAAGACCCAUGCUUUUACGGUUGCUUGGUGUUACAUUGAACCCUUCGGCUGUCUCUUUAGUAUUUAUGAAUUAGCGUUAAUGAAUUGAGCAGGCCUGCCAAAAUGUGUAUUAUCCACCUGUACAUGGCAAGUGGGGCUGACAGGAUUGUGUUGAUACUUUGCGUGAAGGGAGAAGUUUGGUGCGUUUGUAUUAUACAUGCCUUUUAAAGACAGAUCUAUCACCUUUUUCCUCUAUGCCAGGGUUUCCCAAACUCUGUCUUGGGGCCUGCCAGGGUUUACGUUUUGGUAUUUGCCUGGGCACUACACAGCUGAUUCAAAUAAUCAAAGCUUGAUGAUGAGAUUAUUAUUUGAAUCAGCUGUGUAGUGCUAGGGCAAAAAAGAAAGUGUGCACCUAGGGGGGCACCAGGACCAAGUUUGGGAAACCCUGCUCUAUGCAGUCAACAUGAGUUUUAAAAGGAAUUGUAAACUGUUUUAUGAUCUCGUUUUAUGAUACUCUUAAACCUGAGUCAUCAUAAAAACACCAGGCAAACAAAGAAAUGAGCCAACAUAACAUUGCUGACUGUACACAUUAAUAUUUAUAUAAAUAUCUGUACUGAUUCAUGCUAGCUUUCAAAAUAGUAUAUUUUUAUUUUCGUUAUUGAACAAAAUGACCACUUAUUAUGAGUAAUUUUGCAUUACAGUUUAAUAUAUUGUAAAUAAAUGAUGACUCAGACUGUAAUUUUAUUUUCUCUGUGGGUUUUUGUUUGACAUUUUCUGCAUUGGUGUUUCAGCCUCCAAGCUCCUAUCUGUCUUUUCAGACUUAAAUAUGCACAUUAGAAAAUAGUCUCCCACUUAACAUUUCUGGAGGGCAUACUGUGGUAUUUUUUUUAAUGAAAGGCAAAUAAAAAUAAAUUCUGUUC
Salvelinus namaycush (lake trout) is the source of this 7335-nucleotide messenger RNA. Its product is annotated as unconventional myosin-XVIIIa-like. Bases 166 to 4989 code for a protein of 1607 amino acids. NCBI's taxonomy places the organism in Eukaryota, Metazoa, Chordata, Actinopteri, Salmoniformes, Salmonidae. The record is from RefSeq and is a predicted model, not a curated record. The transcript is spliced from 37 exons. Gene Ontology annotation, cellular component: myosin complex. Gene Ontology annotation, molecular function: cytoskeletal motor activity; protein binding; ATP binding.